Messenger RNA from Colossoma macropomum (tambaqui), 6930 nucleotides. It is a transcript of the gene myo7bb, whose product is annotated as myosin VIIBb. The coding region runs from base 309 to 6800 and encodes 2163 amino acids. Lineage: Eukaryota; Metazoa; Chordata; Actinopteri; Characiformes; Serrasalmidae. Gene Ontology annotation, cellular component: myosin complex; cytoskeleton. The transcript is spliced from 47 exons. Gene Ontology annotation, molecular function: ATP binding; cytoskeletal motor activity; protein binding. The record is from RefSeq and is a predicted model, not a curated record.
AGCAAAGUCAAAGUGCCAUAAAGCGACGUGUGUGAGGGGGGGACGCCCGCUUCCUUAUUCCCGUCAUUCAGCUGGGUGGGAGAAAAAAUCUCAGACCCGAACUGCCUUCUUGGAAGCUGCUGUGAUUAGGUGCCAUCUUCAGAUAGAGAAAAGCUGCUUCGUCAUUCAAGGAGAACUAAAAUGAUCUAUUUUAUUUAAUGGUCAACGUUUGUUCUGAUUUGUCUCUAAAUGUGCCGUUCGCCAGCGUUGUGGACUUUUGAGGCUGAAUACUGACCAGAUUUUGUUAGAAGAUUAAAGGGGUUGUCUUAAUGGUGGUGCUGAGUAAGGGGGAUUAUGUCUGGGUGGACUCCAGCACUGGGGUCCAGAUCGGAGCCCGGGUUAAAGUCACAGAUGGGGAGCAGCUGCAGCUCCUUGAUGAUGAGGGGAAGGAGCUGUGUGUGUCUGAGGGUCAGAGAGCCUCCAUCAAACCCAUGCACCCCACCUCCGUGGAGGGAGUGGACGAUAUGAUUAGACUGGGCGACCUGACCGAGGCCGGCGUUCUGAGGAACCUACUGAUCCGCUACAAACAGGGCAUCAUCUACACCUACAUCGGCUCUGUGCUGGUGGCAGUGAAUCCCUACCAGGUGCUGCCCAUCUACACAGCAGAGCAGGUGCGGCUGUACCACGGACGCAGACUGGGCGAGCUGCCCCCUCACGUCUUCGCCAUCGCGGACAGCUGCUACUAUAAUCUGUGCCGCAACCAGCGCAACCAGUGCUGCGUCAUCAGUGGAGAGUCUGGUGCGGGCAAGACGGAGAGCACUAAGCUGAUUCUGCAGUUCCUGGCUGCAGUGAGUGGUCAGCACUCCUGGAUUGAGCAGCAGAUCCUGCAGGCCAACCCCAUCCUAGAAGCUUUUGGGAAUGCCAAAACUGUCCGUAAUGAUAACUCCAGCCGGUUUGGGAAGUAUGUGGAGAUCUUCUUUAACAAAGAGGGCAUCAUUGAAGGAGCUCACAUCGAGCAGUACCUGCUGGAGAAGUCUCGGGUGUGCCACCAGGCCAAAAUGGAGAGAAACUACCACAUUUUUUAUUGCCUUUUAUCGGGGAUGCCGAAGGAGCAGAAGAACCUCCUGUCACUGGGUGAUGCGACACAGUUCAACUACCUAACUGAGGGCGGCUGCAUUUCGUGCGAAGGACAGGACGAUGCUGAUGAGUUUAGCCGAAUCCGCACGGCUCUCAAGGUCCUCACCUUCACAGAGAAGGAAAGCUGGGAAAUAUUCUGCUUACUAGCUGCCAUUCUGCACCUGGGCAACAUCAGCUUUGAAGCCGGCUCAGAGAAUAACAUGGACAGCUGUGAUGUCUUGCCAUCUAAUCAUUUCACAGUUGCUGCCAAGCUGUUGGAGGUUGAUAAAUUAGCUCUGGACAUGAGUCUGACCCAUCGCACUUUCGUGGCCAACCGAGAGCGACUGACGAAACCCCUGAGCUCAGAGCAGGCGGUGGACUGCAGGGACGCUCUAGCCAAGGCCACCUACAGCAGACUGUUUAUGUGGAUUUUUGGGAAAAUUAACAGCGCCAUCCAUAAAGCCCCGACCGAUGCCUCCUCUACUCCGAGGUCCAUUGGGCUGCUUGAUAUUUUUGGCUUUGAAAACUUCAGCAUGAACAGUUUUGAGCAGCUGUGUAUCAACUACGCUAAUGAGCAGCUGCAGCAGUUCUUUGUGGAGCACAUCUUUAAGCUGGAGCAGGAGGAAUACCUUAAAGAGGGAAUCACAUGGAAAAACAUCUCCUUCACCGAUAACCAGCGCACGCUGGACCUGCUGGCUCUAAAACCCCUCAACGUCCUGGCUCUGAUUGACGAGGAGAGCCACUUCCCCAAGGGCACAGACACCACCUUGCUGAACAAAAUGAACCAGGUACACAGCAGAAGCAAGAUUUAUGUCCUGUCCAGGAGCAACCACAGCAAGCAGUUUGGCAUCCAGCACUUUGCUGGGGUCGUCUACUACGACUGCAAAGGUUUCCUGGAGAAAAACAAAGAUGCCCUGAGUUUGGACAUCAUAACCCUGAUCCAGAAGUCCUCCAGCAAGCUGCUCAAGCUGAUCUUUCAGAAAGAGCUGAGUGCAUGUGUGGCCAAACCUGCCAAAAACAACAACAGCAGGGUCCUUAUUACCCCCAAGAGCUCAUUACGGCAGGGGAAUGACUCGCGGAGGCAGGUGUCCACGCUCAGCAGUCAGUUCAGACACUCUCUGGACUCCCUGAUGAGGGCGCUCUCUCUGUGCGACCCUUUCUUCAUUCGCUGUUUCAAACCCAACGACAACAAGCUGUCCAUGGCCUUCAAUCGCGAGCUGUGCAUGCAGCAGCUCCGCUACUCCGGGAUGCUGGAGACCAUCAAAAUACGCAAGUCAGGAUACCCCAUCCGCCACCGAUUCACCGAGUUUCUGGGACGCUAUCGUGUCCUGCUGAAGACCACGGACUGCGACCCGAACAAGGAGCCUCCGUCAGACUGCUGUGAUGCCAUCUGCAGAGCCGUCAUUCGGGAUGAAGAGGACUGGAGGAUCGGCAAGACCAAAAUCUUUCUCAGGGAUUACCACGACUCCUUUCUGGAGCUGGAGAGAGAGCGGGAGCUCAACAGGAAGGCCCUUAUUAUCCAGAGGUUGAUGCUGGGCCACAAAGACAGGAAGACGUUUCUGAAGAAGAGAAGUGCAGCUCUGACUGUGCAGAAAAACUGGCGAAGUUAUCGAGACCGUAAAGCGUGUGCGAAACUGCUGCAGGGUGUUCUCCGGCUCCAGGCUAUCGUGCAUGGCCGUCAGGACAUCCUGCAGUAUCAGCGCAGACGGGCCGCCGUCGUUACCCUGCAGACACAAACUCGCGUCUUUCUGGCUCGGAAAGGGCUGAAACAAAAACGGGCCGCUGCCGUCCUGCUGCAGGCCCACACCAGAGGACUGCUGGCCAGGAAACAGCUCAAAAGACUCAAGGACGAUGCCAUCUUGUCAGCUCAGGAGAAACAGGCUCAGGAACUGGCUGCCCUGGAGCGCCAGAGGAGACUGGAAGAGGUGCUCAGUCAAUCACAGGACAGCACUAAAGCCACUCAGUCAGAGGAAGCCAGCGAUGAAGAAAUAGUGCAGAACAUCUUUGACUUUCUGCCCAGCCCGGUCGGAGGACUGGAGGGUCCGGCGCCUGAGGGUUUUGAGGAUCUAGAACGAGAACCGCUGGACCUGAAGGAGGUGAAGCAGAGUGAGGAUGUGGUGAAGAUUAUGGUGACUCCACCAGAGGAUGAUGUGCCUGAAAUGGAGGAUGAGGAGGAAGAUGAGUUUUCCUUCUCUAAGUUUGCUGCUCAGUAUUUCCAAGGCUCUGCUACACACGCUCACAUCGAGCAGAGGCUGCGGCAGCCACUGCUGCCCCAUGAGGACGAAGGAGACGCACUGGCAUGUUUAACAGUAUGGUGGAUCAUCUUGAGAUUUAUGGAGGACAUUCCAGAGCCUAGACAGGCUCGUUUGUCUGUAGUUGCUGACUCCAUCCAGAGGAACUUGGGCCAAAGACAAGCACGACGUCUCAGUAACCUGGUUGGAUUAGAUCAGAAAAUGCUGCGGAGAAAGCAGAAACAGCAGAAACAAGCUGACGGACCUGGGAAGAGAAAACACUCUACGAUUCCUGAAGAGUCACUGUUGGAUUCUCGAGAGGACGACGAUGACGUUCUGAUUGGAGAGGGACCCACAUUUGAUCGUCCACUGACACCCUUGGAAAAAUUACACAUCAUUGUAGGAUAUGCCAUCGUUAAACCAAAUAUUAGAGAUGAGAUCUAUUGUCAGAUCUGUAAGCAGCUAACACAAAAUACAAGACAGAGGAGCUGUAACAAUGGCUGGAUCCUUCUGUCUAUCUGCCUGGGCAUCUUCCCUCCAACCGAGCUCUUUACUAAAUACCUGCAGAGCUUUAUCCGCCGUGGGCCCAGUGAGUACUCCUCCAGUUGUGCUGAACGCCUCCAGCGCACUUUAGCCAACGGUGAGAGGAAAGAGGCACCGUGCUGGAUUGAACUACGGGCUGUGCAGAAUAAGGAGCCCAUAUCGGUGGCCGUAGGUCUGAUGGAUGGCCGGACGCUCAACCUGCCUGUGGACUCAGCCAGCACCUCUGCAGAGCUGUGCGACACAAUAGCUCGGAAUAUCAACCUACGGGACACUUUCGGCUUCUCCCUCUACAUCGCCAUCUAUGAUAAGAUAUGGUCUCUGGGCAACAGCCGGAAGCACGUGUUGGAUGCGAUCUCUCAGUGUGAGCAGGAGGAGAGGAGGCAGGGCAAAGAGGAGCAGCACGCGCCCUGGAGACUCUACUUCCGCAAGGAGCUCUUCGCGCCCUGGCACGACUGCACCGCCGACCCCAUGAGCACAGAGCUCAUCUACAAGCAGGUCAUCCACGGCCUGAAGAGCGGAGAGUACCAGUCCGACAAGGAGGAUGAUUACGUGCAGCUGGCAGCAAAACACUAUUACAUCCAGUACGGCUCUGAAAGCAACUUGCAGACUGCCAGGAAGGUGGUGCAGGAAUGUAUAAACCUCAGUCUGAUCGAGCGCAAGUCUGAAGGCAAACUGGCGCAGCUGGUCAGCUCUGCCCACGCACAGGGAGCUUAUGUAAAUUCCAGGGCCAGUGCUGAUACAGUGAAAGCAGAUGUGGUUGGCUAUGCUCGUCUGAAGUGGCCUAUUUAUUUCUCCAAAUUCUUCCAGGCCUCCAAAAUUUCAGGUCCUCCUUUGCCACAGGACGAUUUUGUGGUCGUUGUCAACUAUAGCGGAGUCUCCUUUCAGGAAGAAAAAGAAAAUAUAUUUUUGCAUCUCUCUUACGCUGAGCUGAAAGGAGUCCAAAUACUCAGUGAGGGCAGAACGGGUGAGGUGGUGUGUGUGUCCACGCAUAAAGAGGAGUAUAAACUGAAGGCAGCAGAGGCAACCAGCAUGGCGGAACUGAUCAACAUGUUCCUCACGGGGUUGAAGGAGCGCUCUGUCUAUGCUGUGGCCAUACAGGACAACAACAGACAGGAUGACGCGAUUUUGAGCUAUAGAAAGGGCGAUCUUAUCUGCCUCAUCAAGGAUGGGGAGUACUCUGCCGAGGGAGGCUGGGUUAAAGGACGGAAUGAUAGAACAGGCCAAAAUGGAGCCGUUUCUACAGAUGCCAUCAUGACCCUGGCGACUCUGAGCAGGCCUUCUGAUGAGAUACUGACUCUGCUGAACCCAAGCCAGGGGAAGCCACUGCAAGCCAACUCAGCGUCGAAGGAUGAAAUCAAUACAGAGAGAGUGGCUCACGUUACACUCAAGGAAUUCUCCUUUGAGUAUUUCAGGGAGGCGGGCAAAGUCGCGGGGAGACAGGGCAAAGGGGCCCGAGAGAAGCUGUGGGCCAGAUCCAAAGAACCGCUCAAAAAUCCACUACUGAAGAGUCUGCAGAACAACACCGAACUUAGCCAGCUGGCCUGCCUUUCCUUCUCUGCCAUCCUCAAGUAUAUGGGCGACUACCCGGUCAAAAACGUGCGUACUCCAAUAGAGCUGACAGACCAGAUAUUUGGUCCAGCCUUGCGGCACACUGCCCUGAGAGAUGAGAUCUACUGCCAGAUCAUGAAGCAGAUGACCAGCAACAACAACGGGUUGAGUCUGGAGCGAGGCUGGCAGCUCAUGUGGCUUUGUUGUGGCCUCUUCCCUCCGAGUCAGGCUUUGCUGAGACAUGCUCAGAGGUUCCUGGAGUCCAGAGCCAGAGAGCCUCUGUCUGCUGCCUGCCUGCAGAGACUGAAGGGCAUGCUCAGUAUUGACGCCAGGAAAAUGCCGCCUCACCAGGUUGAGGUGGAUGCUAUUCAGCAAAACAGCUCUCAGAUCUUCCACAAGAUUCACUUUCCCAAUGAAAAGACAGAGAUCCUCGAGGUCACCACUACUACACGGAUCCGUGACCUCUGUCGCAACAUCGCCAAUAAACUGGCACUCUCCUCUGCUGACGGAUACGGCUUAUUUGCGAAAACCACGAACAAGGUAGUGAGCAUGGAUGACCAGCAGUACUUCUUUGACAACUUGAAGCAACUCACAGACGCCCCAAAGAAAGGAAAGAAAGCCAAAGAGGGAGCAACAGCAGUCGUCCCUUAUCUCGUCCUGUUCAUGAGGAAGCUCUGGUUUAAUGUGACCCCUGGGAAGGACCUGAUGGCUGACCUCACCUUCCAUUUCCCUCAGGAGUUGCCGAAGUAUCUGCGUGGCUACCACACUGUAUCUAAGGAGGAGCUAAUAGACCUGGCCGGGCUGCUGUUCAGGGUCAAAGUGGAUACUGACCGGUCUCAGUUCGUCAUGAUUCCAAAAAUGCUGAAGGAUUUAGUGCCAGCGGAUCAGCAGAAGAUCAUGUCUUCUGAAGACUGGAAGAAGCACAUCAUCAACGCAUACAACAGACAGGCGGGCAUCACUGUGGAUGAGGCUAAGGUCAGAUUCCUGAAGAUCAUCUCUCAAUGGCCCACUUUCGGCUGUGCCUUCUUUGAAGUAAAGCAAACGUCUGAGCGGAGUUAUCCCACUAUUAUCAUGAUCGCAAUCAGCAAGCAAGGGGUCACGCUAAGUGACCCCAAAACAAAGGAGGUGCUGGUGAUGUAUCCUUUCAGCAAAAUCACAAACUGGUCCAGCGGCAGCACCUACUUUCACAUGGACAUCGGCAGCCUGGUGAAAGGCAACACACUGCUCUGUGAAACGUCUUUGGGGUAUAAAAUAGACGACCUGCUGAAGUCCUACGUCAGCAUGUAUCAGGACGAGAGGACCAACGCCAUACCCAAACACCAGCUGGGUGCAGAAGAACACUCCAGACUCCAGCACAGACACAUGCCAUUCUUUUUUAACUGAUGGAGUAUUUUAUUUAACUGAUGUACAGCGCUGUGAAAAAGUAUUUGCCCCUCGCCUGAUUUCUUCUAUCUUUGCUAAUUUAUCACAUUUAAAUGUUUCAGAUCAUCCAACCAAUUUUAAUAUAAGAUAA